CAUGAUCAUUCAUUCACUUCAACUAAACAUCAGUUGCUGUACGUCAUGGCCCAAGUAGUAGUGUUGCAGCUGCGCCAUGUUCUCCAUGAGUUGCUGCUGCCACAAGCAUCAGCAGUAGUCUCCAUCCUGCUCAUGAUCAUCUGCCCUCUUCUGGCCCUCCUGAUCGUCCGCCGCCCAUUGGCGGCGGCCACCGCAAGAAGAGCUAGAGAACAGCUGCUGAGCAAGCUGCCUUCACCCCCCUCCAGGCUCCCCGUCAUCGGCCACCUCCACCUUGUCGGCUCCCUCCCGCACGUCACCCUCCGUGACCUCGCCGGCAAGCACGCCGCCGGCGGCCUCAUGCUCCUCCGCCUCGGCACCGUCCCCAACCUCGUCGUGUCAUCCCCGCGCGCAGCACAGGCUAUCAUGCGCACCCACGACCACGUCUUCGCCUCGCGCCCCACGACCGCCAUCACUGACGCACUCCUGUAUGGCUCGUCUGACAUCGCCUUGGGCCCCUAUAGCGAGCACUGGCGCCAGGCCAAGAAGCUCGUCACCACACACCUCUUCACCGUCAAGAAGGUGCACUCCUACCGCCAUGCCCGGGAAGAAGAGGUGUGCCUGGUGAUGGCCAAGAUACGGGAGGCGGCGGCAGCGAGCACAGCUGUGGACAUCGGCGAGAUGAUGAACACAUUCGCCAACGACAUCAUCAGCCGCGCCGUGUCGGGCAAGUUCUUCAGGGCGGAAGGCAGGAACAAGCUCUUCCGGGAGCUUGCUAAUAGCAACUCCGUUCUAUUAGCAGGAUUCAACCUCGAAGAUUACUUCCCCGGCCUCGCGAAUUCGCUAGGCUUCCUCACAGGAUGGUUCAUGCGCACCAGGAUCCACAAGGCACACAGAAGGUGGGACGACAUGCUUGAGAAGAUAAUAAACGACCAUGAGGGAAGAAAAUCUGUGCCUCUUCAUGACCAAGAGAGUGACUUCACCGAUGUGUUGCUCUCCGUUCAGCAAGAGUAUGGUAUCACCAGAGAUCACAUCAAGGCCAUCUUGAUCGACAUGUUUGGCGCGGGCACAGACACAUCAUCUUUGGUCCUGGAGUACGCCAUGACCGAGCUCAUGCGCAAACCUCAGCUUAUGACCAAGCUACAAGCUGAAGUCAGGAGGCACACACCCAAGGGUCAAGAAAUGGUCAAGGAAGAGAACCUAGCUAGCAUGGUCUAUCUGAGAGCCAUCGUGAAGGAGACACUAAGGCUGCACCCACCUCUUCCGCUCCUCCUCCCUCACCUAUCCAUGGCGGACUGUGUCGUCGAUGGCUACACAAUCCCACCCGGCGUUCGAGUCAUCGUCAAUGCGUGGGCUAUUAGCAGGGAUCCAGAGUUAUGGGAGAAGCCGGAGGAGUUCAUGCCAGAGAGGUUCAUGGAUGGUGGGAGUGCCGUGGCCAUCGACUAUAGAGGGAACGACUUUCAGUUUGUACUAUUUGGGGCUGGAAGGAGGAUCUGUCCUGGUCUCAACUUUGGUUUGGCUGUGGUUGACAUCAUGCUGGCAAACCUCGUGUAUUGUUUUGACUGGCAGCUGCCAAACGGCAUGGAGGCCAAGGAUAUUGAUAUGACAGAGGUGUUUGGAUUGGCAGUCCGUCCAAAGGUGAAGCUCAUGCUAUUUCCGAAACCAGCGCUGGCCCCCUAACUCAGUGAUUGAUCGUAUCUGUCACACCCUGCGUAGCAGCUAUAUAUACAAUAAUGCAAUGCUGCUUUAACUAGCUAUUUGCAGGUACGGGACACAAUGCAUACAUCCCGGUUCACAUUAUAUGUGAGAUCAUGUUAUAUGUAUUAUAUUUAUAUGUAUAAUACAUACAUAUAUAUA
Messenger RNA from Panicum virgatum (switchgrass), 1833 nucleotides. Its product is annotated as indole-2-monooxygenase-like. Gene Ontology annotation, molecular function: iron ion binding; heme binding; monooxygenase activity. Lineage: Eukaryota; Viridiplantae; Streptophyta; Magnoliopsida; Poales; Poaceae. Bases 46 to 1656 code for a protein of 536 amino acids. The record is from RefSeq and is a predicted model, not a curated record. The transcript is spliced from 3 exons.